This is a messenger RNA of Staurois parvus, 2011 nucleotides long. NCBI's taxonomy places the organism in Eukaryota, Metazoa, Chordata, Amphibia, Anura, Ranidae. The record is from the annotation of a GenBank genome assembly.
AUGACCGAGGGCUCUGCGGAGCCCCCACCCUGCCCCGGGGCCCGGCGUCGCCGGCUUCUCCUUUCACUCCCCAGUGUGUUCCCUGGAAGAACCCGUUCAGUGCCAGAACCAUCCAUCCCAUCCCCUCCGCCGUCACCGCCUCCUCCCCCCGUAGUACCGGCCUCGGUUCCCCCGCCACCCUCCUCUCCGGGCGGUCAGGACUCGCUGCUAGAGUGCCCACUAUGUCUGGUCCGUCAGCCGCCCGAGGAGCUGCCCGAACUGCUGAGCUGCCGACACCGAUCCUGCCUGCGCUGCCUUCGCCAGUACCUGCGGAUUGAAAUCACCGAGAGCCGCGUCAAUCUCCGCUGCCCUGAGUGUGCCGAGCGCCUCAGCCCCCAACAUGUCCGGGCCAUCCUGCGGGACCCCCAGCUCACCCGCAAGUAUGAGGAGUUCCUACUGCGCCGCUGCCUGGCCGCCGACCCGGACUGCAGGUGGUGCCCGGCCCCGGACUGCGGUUAUGCCGUCAUUGCCUAUGGCUGUGCCAGCUGUCCCAGACUUACUUGUGAAAGGGAAGGCUGCCAAACAGAAUUCUGUUACCACUGCAAGCAAGUGUGGCACCCUAACCAGACAUGUGACAUGGCACGUCAACAGCGUGCACCAUCAUUCGGAGUGCGAAGGAAGCACCCUUCUGGGAUCAGCUAUGGUCAGGAAUCUGGCUCAGCUGAUGAUAUGAAAUCCUGCCCUCGGUGCAGUGCUUACAUUAUCAAGAUGAAUGAUGGGAGUUGUAAUCACAUGACCCUGUGCUGUGUGUGGCUGUGAAUUCUGCUGGCUGUGUAUGAAGGAAAUCUCUGACCUCCAUUACCUCAGCCCCUCAGGGUGCACAUUCUGGGGAAAAAAGCCAUGGAGCAAGAAGAAGAAAAUCAUUUGGCAGUUGGGCACUCUAAUUGGUGCUCCUGUUGGCAUAUCACUGAUCGCUGGCAUUGCCAUACCUGCUAUGGUCAUUGGGAUCCCUGUUUAUGUGGGCAGAAAGAUCCAUGGCCGUUUUGAAAACAAAAAAACUUCUAAACACAAGAAGAAUUUGGCUGUGACAGGAGGGGUUAUUUUAUCUGUAAUUGCAUCUCCUGUUGUGGCAGCAGUCAGUGUUGGCAUUGGUGUUCCUAUCAUGCUAGCUUAUGUGUAUGGAGUUGUGCCAGUGUCCCUAUGCCGUGGAGGUGGUUGUGGUGUAAGCACAGCCAAUGGCAAAGGAGUAAAAAUUGACUUUGAAGAGGAUGGACCAAUUACAGUGGCAGAUGCAUGGCGUGCGCUGAAAAACCCAAGUAUUGGGGAGAGCAGCAUGGAGGGUCUUACCAGUGUGCUAAGUACAAGUGGGAGCCCCACGGACGGAUUAAGUGUUUUACAGGGAAACUACAGUGAAACGGCCAGCUUUGCUGCUCUUUCUGGGGGGACCUUAACUGGUGGCACAUUAACUGGUGGUAUGCUAAGUGGAGGGAGAGCCAAGUACUGCAGAUUGGAGGUUCAGGCUGAUGUGCAGAAAGACACGUGUCAGAAAGAUUCUGUAAGCCUGGGAGCUGUAAGUGACAGUGCCAGCACAAGAGCAAUGGCUGGUUCCAUCAUCAGUUCAUAUAACCCACAGGAGAGGGAGGUCAAUAACAUGGAGAUUCAAGUUCACAUUGAGGCCAAACCUUCUCGAUACCAGUUGAUGAGUGAGAGCAGCACUGAGGAAUCUUUGCAUGCCUCUGCCCCUCUUGUGGAGGGAGAGGAAGAUGAUGCUUGCAGGGGUCAAGCGACUGCUUGUGACAUCACAUUGGCACAGCCAGAGAGCAUUCGCAGUGAUCUGGAAAGCUCUGAUGCCCAAUCUGAUGAUGUACCAGACCUGGCAUCAGAGGAGUAUGAUUCUCCCCACCUUCUCCCACCAUCCCCCCCUGAACAACGCCAUGAAAGCCCUCCACCCCGCAUGUGUGCACAACAGGAGGGAAUUUGUGCCCGAGAAGAGGGCCUUGCCAAACUGGAAUUCAUAGAGGUACGGGUGUGA